Schistosoma haematobium is the source of this 14289-nucleotide messenger RNA. RefSeq lists its product as uncharacterized. Gene Ontology annotation, biological process: transmembrane transport; zinc ion transport. The transcript is spliced from 2 exons. The coding region runs from base 7894 to 8802 and encodes 302 amino acids. Gene Ontology annotation, cellular component: membrane. NCBI's taxonomy places the organism in Eukaryota, Metazoa, Platyhelminthes, Trematoda, Strigeidida, Schistosomatidae. The record is from RefSeq and is a predicted model, not a curated record. Gene Ontology annotation, molecular function: metal ion transmembrane transporter activity.
GUUGCAUUUUUUGGCUACCGCGUCACUAUUAUCUUACGGAUGCUUUAUCUUAUUUUCUUGAAUAUACUCCUGUUUAUUGGUUGUUAUAUAGCUGGAUGCAUACCUAUAUCUUUUAAAAUACCUGUAGUGAGUUUUUGUGCUAACUGUUGUGCAAUUUGUUUUGUAUGUAAGAAGCACGUAAGUGAAUCUGCUUUAUGAACAAUCUUUAAUCAAUGAUUAAACGAUCCUGAAAGUACUUACACACUUCCUGAGGUUAAAAUAAAGCUAUGAAUCAGUGUGAAGAAUUAUUAAUAGGGUCUAGAGUAAAACGUGUCUGGGGGUCAGGGUUAGGCGAAAAUGCGACAAUUCAGCGGAUAUUAAGGCGAAAAUUCGGCGGAUAUUUAGGCGAUAAGUCGGUAAUUUGUCGACAAAACGGCGAAGAAGGGGAAAAUCCGCAUUAUUUCCCCCGGACUGGCGAAAAAGGCGACAUUCUGAUGCGUUUUCCCCUUUGUUCGCCUUUAUUUCCCCUUUUUGGGUUGCUUGGGUUAGGGUUUUCAUCAGGAUCUGGACGCGCGCUAUUUAUAAAGGACAAUGGUAUUUUUCCUCGCUAAGUACACCAUAUUGUUUUGAUCGUUCAUCACGUAUCAAGGAUACUGUUUACACUUUAGUCGAAUUUAUCAGUCAAGGUAUCCGAUUAGAGUAUUGUUUCUGUUUCUAAAGCAGUUUAUCGUCGGUACUUUUGAGUACAUUCUCUUCUAUUGUUUGUUAGUACUUUUGGUUCAAACAAUUUACAGUUUUCCCAUUUUUUUUUAACAUGGAUCAUUUUUAUCUUUGGGUGCUAUUGCAUCCAGUUCUUUUUUAAAAAAACCUCUGGUGACUGGACAGUGCGAAAAAUGCAAUUACCAACGUCUGGGUUGUCGAUUUCCCGUUGAAAUCGGCAUGCAGUGCGAUGAGUGCAAAGACUGGUACCACGAAGUUUGUACAACCUUAACGCCUGCGGCUUUUAGACGGUUCAGUAAAAACGGUUGCUUAUGGCUUUGUCGGCAGUGCUGUUCGGAUGCAAACAGCUUGAUAACCGAGACCAUCUCAAUGGUAAACGCUGCAAAAAAUGUGUUUUGGCAAGCGUAGUCGGGACACAUCGGACAACACUCGCUCUGUCGACACGCAAAUUAGUGUGAAGCAAACUCAAGUGAGUCCGGAAACUAAUAUCGACCAAAGGAGGAAAGAUAGUCUCCAAAGAGGUCUGUCUUAGCUAAACACUCAAGAAAAGAAGUUUCUCCUACCUUCCGUCUUCUAAAUGGUAUCCAGCAGGAAACGCCUAGAAGCCGCAUUCGCAAGGCUCAAUCAGUUUAUAGCGUGAAGCAUCCUGACUUCUCAAGUCGUCAACAACCCUACGGAAUCCCACAGUAUGUUUGACGUGACUGUGGUUGCUACACCAACCAACGUUGAAGAAUGGGUACAAGAAUCGACAUAAUGAUAUAAAAUGGAAUCGUGUCCACAUAAAAUUAGUCAAGAAAUUGAAGACUGAUCACAGUGACGAAUUAGUUAUUUCCCAUAGAAUCAAGGAAAGUGAAAAACUCGUUUUGAGCAUGACAUUGUGCUGAUAAAACAGCUAUUUAAACAACUUAUGCCUCAAAAUAUCUCCGGAGUCACCUUGAUAAAGGUAUAUAGACUAGGUAGUCUAGCGAACUUGAAGCCUAAUCAAUCCGAACUACUUAAAGUAGUAUUCAAAUCUAAUGAAUGUUAAUUAAUUUUGCAGAAUUGACGUAAAUUAAAGGGUUCAGGAGUUUUUCCCUUAAGGACUUUAAUGCAUCAAUGGUAGACUGGAAAAAUCUGAGAACUGAAUUGUCAGAUAAUUCAUUUGAGCAGGAACUAGUUGAUGAGGUUAUCACAUGUGCCCUAGUGCAACAUGUGAAAGAAGCGACUAGGUACGACCCGGACUCUGAAUCAUCCUUACUAGAUCUUAUAUUGACUCACUGUGAGAAUGAUGUUGCGAACCUCGAUUACAUGCCACCCCUAGGUAAAAGUGAUCAUGCAGCUCUAACUUUUGACUUGCAUAUAACUGUCAAUCACGAGCACGCGUCAGCUCAAUCCAGAUCUAACGUCUGGAAAGCAAACAUACAAGAUAUCAUGCACUCAGCAUCGUCAGUAGAUUGGACAAUAGAGCCAGAGUCCUCAAUUGAAACGGCUUGAGACACAUUUCGAGAUUUAUACUUAAAAGUUACCUCACCCCACAUCCCUUGAACUACAUCAAAGGGGCCGAGAAACUCUCCACUAUGGUUCAGUACGGAGAUCCGUGUCCUUCUCCGUAAGAGAAGAAAAAUGUGGGAUAGAUUUAGGUGCCAGGGAAGUCCUACUCACUGCCUUCUUGAGGCAUUACUGUUGUUUACGAAAUUGAGAGGACGAAAAGCGAAUGUCCGGCGCUUUAACCGGGUUGGCUGACACGUAGAGUCGACCUAGGGGAGUUGGAAAUCCCUGAUUCCAAACCAAUGGCGCACAUGGGCCCCAGCAUUCUGAGUGAACAAAUGGCGUAUGAACCAAUCGUUCGUCACCAGCUACCAUGGGACUGCAUCUCCUUACGAUGCCGCACUGCCUUGUGGAUCAGACCUUCAGGUCGAAGGCUCCGAGUGUGGCCCCCUAAGAAAACCACCUGUUUCGGUUUGGGUACCCGGGGAUUAUCUCAGCCCUCACACAUAUCGAAUGAGAUCUGUGUGUUGCAUAUAUAUUUGGUGCCUCCUUGUACCAAUAUCUGUGUGUUAAAAUAAAAAUAAAAAAUAAUAAUAUCAUCAUCGGUCUUGUUAUAUGCUGACGAUGUCAAGAUACGGAGAGCGACACGAAUUAAGGGUGAUAGCAUAGAACUCCUAAAUGACCUGAAGAAAUUAGCUGAAUGGUCUCAAACCUGGAAGUAAUGUGAUGCAUAUUGGUCAUCGAGGUAAAAAUAUAUACACGAUGAAUAACACUGAGCUACCUGUCGUCCAGACAUAUAAUGACUUAGGAGUCGUCGUUAGCCAAGACUUAAAGAGUACUGCACACUGCUGUGCAAUAGCCGCCAAAGGUUUUAGAACCUUAUGGUCAACACGUAGGGCUUUUAGUCAUUGUCGACGCUAAAACGUUUUUGACUUUGUAUACAGCGUUCGUACUUCCGAAAAUUGAGUACUGCAUACAGGUGGCUAGCCCCUGCUUAAAAAGGGACAAUGAGCUUUUGGAAAAGGUUCAGAGAGCAGCAACCAAGCUGAUUCCCGGAAUAGCGAAGCUUUCGUAUGAUGCUCGACUGGCCAAGCUAAACCUAUUCCCGUUGUCAUAUCGCGGAACUAGAUACGACUUGAUUACAGUUUUCAAAUUACUUAGUGCCUAAUUCGCACCUGAUAUGCCCUCAUUUUCCUUGUCUUCCAAAACAGAGAAUUUACGAGGACACUCCAAAAAAGUUCACAAGCCCAGGACAAAUUACUUGUCAGUUGACUAUCGACUUUCCCAUCGAAUCAUCAACGAGUGAAAUUCAUUACCUCAGCACAUGGUUGAGGCUCCAUCGGUCGACUCUCUCAAAAGAAAGUUGGAUCAACUGAGAGACCACCAUUGCCAGGACUAACAUAGGCCAUUAAGCCUACUGUCAUCUCCAAACUGAAACUGAUCUAACAUCAGCCAUGAUGCCAAAAUGCUUUUUAACCAUAGGGGUGGAUGAAUUUCACGCCAUAGCUCGAGAUUUACUGAUGUAACUCUGAUCAUCCUGAUCUAGAAUGAAUCAGGUUAAGCGUCUCUAGUACUACCUUUCCGCUCAUCCGUACAAAAGGAACGCCCUUUCUGUUAAUCAGAGUUUAAGACAGAGUGAGCGAUUGGCACGAUCUCUACUUAACUGCCUGUGUUAGCUCAUAAAUAUGGUUCACCAAUUCCAGGGCAUCACAAAGAGGUGCGUGUCGGUCUUCGUUCUGACACGAUGUAAUUAUUUCGAUUUUAUCAACAGGUUGUACACCAAAAUAGCGCUUUUCUGGUUAAAGUUGGGAAGUCUUUCUAUACUUAGAAGACACUAUCAGAUGCUUACAGAAUUCUACUGGUGGAGAAUUUAUAGGGGAUUAGAGAGGUUAAAAAACCGUACAUAUCCCUAUUGCUGAUUAGGAGUGAUAAAAUAGAUAGUUUUAUGCCACCACGUUAACAAAGAUGUUUUUCUAAAGGGCUUUGUAAAUUUCAGUGAACUUUUUAACCACAACCCUUGUUUAACAAAUGAUUGGAAAACAUGGUCCUGUCUAGCGCAUUAAAGUCAGUAAUGAUUUCGGUUUUUUUAACAUGCAAUGCAGGUGGUAACAUUCAGAUAUUUGGUAGCAAGUGUAUAUGUGGGUGUACUAUACUAACAUAAACCAACCUACCUCUUUUGUGUUCAUCGUUAACGGAUUUUUCAUAAUCUGCGCAAAACAUUAUUAUCCGAUCACAUUCAAAGCCUAGCUGGUAGAGAACCUAUAGCUUUAUGGUUACCACAUACAUUUUAAGGUUGGUUUUCCCAACCACAUUCUGAAGUGGGUAUAAAUUCUUGUUCUGUGACUAGAAUUUUGUAUAUAUUGAUCCACAGGUAUUCGGCUAUUCACUGUACCAUUACGGUAAAAUUUAUCCGCUUUAUAUUCUAUUGUAGUUGAUUGCAUGCAUAUUUUAUGAUCUGCUGGAAUGUAUUUUCUGAGUUUUGUAUUAUUUAUUACAUCUCACGAGUCAGUUACCAUUUAUUAACUUGAAGGUAUGUAUAUCUAACUUAAUUAUAGUCGAAAAUUCGUAUACUAACUAUUUUUGGUGCUGGUCUACUUUUGGGCGCUGCAUUAGUUGUCGUCAUUCCCGAAGGCAUUGCAGUUAUUUGCAGUCCACAUAAAGAUCAACAUUCUAAUUUUAUUUCGAAUAAAGAUAACCACUUAAAUCAUCCCAAUUCACGUGUAAGUUAUGAGAAAAUCUUUUUUUUAUUAUUCACAAGUAAGUUUUGUGUGUAAAAUAACUUCUUGCUCAGUUGCUUAAUCUCUUUUACACGAUAAGCUUAAUAUUCAAAUGCUGAUUCGCUUCAUCAUAAAUGAUGACUGGAGGUUCUAUCUUGUAUUGCAACUUGAAAUUAGUUGAUUAAGGUUUAACGCCAUGAUGUAAUGGAUACGAAUCAAAUGCUAAACUUCUAGACUACAAAUUAAAGACUUGAUUUAUGCUUUGAUUGUGAAUAGUGGUAUCCUACAUCUUUAAAGUGUAACUAUGUAAUAAAAUAAAUCGGACUGACAUUAACAACUUAAGUUUUACAGUUUGAAGGUACCACAAAUUAAACUAAAAUGGUCGAUUUAUUAACGGUAUUCUAUCCAACUAUGGUGGUAAUAAACAAUUCAUACAUUCGUUGAUUCACUCACUUCCUUUACCCGAAUGAAUUUUAAGGGCUGUUCAAAGUAUAAAAAGAUCUUAUUCCUGUCACGUUAUACUUCAAAUUAAAUGAUUGAAUUCUACAACUAAUUUAAUGGAAAUCAAAUAAAUUUAUGUAAUUAUAGUAGAAAAAAAGUAAUAGGUCAAGAAUAUUAAUUUAAUUUGUAAAGGCACAAAUCAAUCGAGAAGACUUGAAAACUCAAAUGGUUUCUAAGCAAAGAUGGAUAGUGGCUAGCAGUGGAAUCCAGGACUCGCGUUUCGUCCUGAAAUUGAUCAGUCUCUUAUUGGCAUAUGUACAUACUGUGCGUAUGCCUCAAUUUCAGUCCAAAAACAUCAAUGGGAACAUUCAAGUAAAACAAUAUCAAGUGAAUUAAACUUCAACCCAUUGCACAAGCAAGUGGAUAUCAGGACUCAGUAGCUAAGUGGAUAACGCGAUGGCGUUUGAAGCGAACGGUACUGAGUUUGAGUCCCAGAGUGAACAUCAACCCUGAGAUGCAGGUACAUCCAGCUGACGAGUCCCAAACAGGACGAAACGCGAGUCCUGGAUUCCACUGCUAGCCACUAUCCAUCUUUGCUUAUAAUGCUUGUAAAUUAAGGCAAUAUCGAGGCAUACGCACAGUAUGCACAUAUGCCAAUAAGAGACUGAUCAAUUUCAGUCCAAAAACAUCAAUGGGAACAUUCAAGUAAAACAAUAUCAAGUGAAUCAAAUGGUUUCUGUUGGGAUAUUCAGGGAAAUAUCCCAAAAAUUAUCCUGUUAAGGCUAAUGCUAUCCUUGGACAUGAAAUGGUAUAAUCUUAUUGGUCAAUAUUUAUUUGACGUUUUAUUUUCCUGUUGGCCAUUAUUGUACAAUGUUAUCUUCUAUUUUAUGGUACGUUGUGGUCUGCUUGACUGGUAUAUAAACAAAGUAUGUUUGAAAUAUAAUGAUUCAUAUAUCCGAGGCUGUGACUUGUGUUCUGGACUUAACUGGCUGGGUUAGAUAGGGAAGCGGGACCAAUCGGAACCCUAGGUCGUUCUACGUGUUUGCGCGUCUUUGGUCCGAUCAAUAAUUCGCUACCCCUUAAUCAGCAGCAUUAUUUUUCACGUUAUAACAGUUUCCAAAGAAAAUAUUUCGAUCAUAUCUCAAACUUUUUAAGAGAUUACAAAUCCUUAUACGACGAUUUUCCAAACAAUAAAAAAGAAGUAAGAAAGCCUUUCGAUAAACUUAGACUAUUAAAAACUAUUACUUGUGACUAGUAUAUGAAGCAUCAGCCAGCUCUUGUUAUGUGUUGGUGAAUUGAAGGUUUGAUAAGUUAUGGUUUGCACUUGGGAUAAUUAUUUCUAAGUAAAUUUAACCGAAUCAAAGUAUCUGUUGUCUUUAAAAAGAGACUCACUAUUCUGAGAUUAUUUAACUUUAUCAUUCGUGUAAGGAAUAUUCUUUGGUGUAGAGAGUUCCUGUUAGUUUCUACAGUAUUAAAUCUACGUUAAUAGUUACUUAUUUACGCUUGUCACCCUUCAUGAAGGAACAUAGGCCGCUCACCAGCAUUCUCCAUCGAACUUUGUCUUGCGAAGUCUUUUACAGUUGUUCCCAAGUGCUAUUCAUCUUUUCGAUGUUUAUCUCCGUUUCCCGACUCAAUGUGUUCUUUAAUCUUCCUCAUUUCCUUUUCCGUUAACGAUUCCAAGUUAGAGAUUAUGUCGUAAUGUAGUUUGAUAGUUUCCGCAAUGCAUGUUCUAUCCAAUUCCAGCGUCUAUUCAUAAGAUCCAUUCAAUUAGAAGCUGGUUUGUUAUCUCCCACAGUAGACUGUUCCCGAUGGUAUUCGACUAACAGACAUUCACUAUCUUGAAUAGACAAUUGUUUAUAAAUACUCGUACUAUUUUGAUGAUGGUUGUAGUAGUUCUUCAAGUAUUUAACUAAUAAUUACACAUUUUAAUCACUAUUUUGAUGCAAUGCUAACCGGUGUUGGAGAUGGUUGGAAGAAAGUUAGGGGCGGCCAAACCAAAACGUGGUAUCAGUGCCUGAAGUCACUAACUUCUCGUGUAAGCCAUGUUGGUAGAUGCAGACUACUUGGUUGGGGUCCGCGUGACAAUCUUAACCAAUGGUUGGAGACUCUUGGUGACAUGGCUCAGAAUCGAUCAUAGUGGUGUUGGUGUAUACACUCUGUGUCUUCUCUUAAACUAAGAGAUUAAAAUCGCUUCAUAUGUUUCUUCCUACGAACCAAUUCUCUCCCUGUACUAUAUCCUUAUCUGCAAUCUUUCUUUUAUAUAUUACCACCUCUGAAUUAACUACUUUUAUGAAUCCGGUGUCCAUCUUGUUGUGUUAAUGAGGUAUGGCAACUUGGACCGAUGCAUAUAUGUGCCUGGUCCUACGUUGUAGCUGACUGGCUGAUUUUGAUGCUUACUUUUGAUUUACCAUACUAUGAAAUCGUCCACUUAGUGUACAGUCUUUUGAAUCGCGUCUUUAUUAGAAGAUACCUUUAGAAUGUUAUUUUCCUUCAUUUCCCUCUUUAUUAAUCUUCUUUUGAUCACAUUACGUUAUAUGAUUGUUUUCAUUACAUUUUUUAGAGUUUAAAUAUGAUAGAUACAAUAGAAUCAACAAAUGAAAAACAUCUUCCAUCUGUAAUAAAUAAAGACAAUGAUCAAAUGAAACAAAAAAAUAAUAUUAACAAUGAAAAUAAUCAUGCUUCAAAUGAAGAUCAUCAUUCUCAUAAUGAUAAUAAUAGUAGUAGUAGUAGUUAUAUUCAUCAAAAAGUUGGUAUUGCAUUAUUAUUAGGUUACCUAUUCAUGUUAUUAGUGGAUCAAAUGAGUUAUACCAUAUUAGAAUUGACUUGUUGUCAAACUGUAUUAUUUGGAUUAAAAAAUUUAUGUUAUCAUUCUAUAUUGUAUAUACCAUUAAUGAAUAGAUUUAAUAAGAAUAAUAGUAAUAAUACCAGUACAGUUAUCAAUAACUCAAUGAAUACAACGAACUCAACUUCUAAUAAUACCAAUAAUCUAUCCAAUGAAACAUCAAUUAAUAAUAAUAAUAAUAGUUCUAAUUGUUCAUCAAUUAAUUCAAUUCAAUCAAUUAAUCAUAAAGGACUUAUUGUUACAUGUGGUUUAGUGAUUCAUUCAUUAGCUGAUGGAUUAGCAAUUGGUUCAGCAUUUGCAUUAAAUCAAUUACAAUUAGAAUUGAUUUUAUUUUUAGCUAUUAUUUUACAUAAAAUACCAGCCGCUUUUGGUUUAUCAUGCUUUCUAUUACAUGAAGGAUUUACACGUGAUCGAAUUCGUUUACACAUGAUCGCUUUCUCACUUUCUUCACCAUUGGCUUCAUUUCUCACAUAUUUCUACCUCUCAUUAUCCUCAGCUGAUACUGUAAGUUUAAUGAUUCUUGUAAAUUAUGUUUUUUUAUUUAUGAGAAGGGGUUUUUUGGUGGAUAUUAUAGUAAUUUCUGUUGGGGUGAUCCAGAAAACUCUCAAAAGACAAGAAAGGCUCAAGAAGUAUUAAGAGGCAUCUUAUCCAAUCAGCGUUCACUUAAACAUUUAGCCAGAAACAUCAAGAAAGUGAGUUCACACGUAGAAUUUCUGAUUGGCUGAUUACUAUAGUGCUACUAUGUUUAGUAACAUUCCAGAAUUCUCGGGAAACCCAAGGACAUCUAAAAUACUAUAAAAACCCUAUAUUUUCUAUACUAAAAGGAACCUUUGGAGUAAAGUGCUUGGCACAUAUUUUGCGCCCUUUCUCUCGUGUUCAGGUCGCUGUAUAGUUCUAGCUUGGGGGUUACGAGGAUAGAUUAAGAACCGAAUACAGCGUUCAAUUAGCAAGACUUAUCAAUUUCAAUAGUUGAGAUCAUGAGUCAGUUGAAGCUAGACCACCAUGGAAAACUUGGGAGCACUGAACGGUCGUUUCGUCCGCACUCUGGGACUCCUUAGCAGUGAGAAUCCAUAAUCCCGCCACGCGAAAUUCGAAUCCAGAACCUAUCAUUCUAGCGCACGAGCGCUUAACUUCUAGAUCACUGAGUCGGUAUCCAACGGUGUUAAUGUUUAACUUCAACCAAUCCACGAAAUUGAUCCACUGUUCCAUUAUUGUGUUUUGCACGAAUUAUUCUUUAUUAUUUAUGUCUCUACUUAAUUUUUAUACUUUUCACAAUUGUUUUGUAUAACUGAAUUACAAUAAAUCGUUAGUAUUCAUCACGCAAUCGUUAGAUCAUCAUACUAAGUUCGCAUGUUUUUUGAAAAAAAAUCGAUUUUCAAUCAAAUCCCUUGUUGGCCAGGUAAAUAAUCACAAGUUCCUGUUUUAUUAUUCAUACUCAAAUCUCAUAUGAAUUAGAUCAACUAUACUUGCAUAAUCAUAACACUGUGUAUAUAUGUUGCAUGUCAAGUGAUUGAUUCAAUCUUAUUAGAUGGAAGAGGUUAUAUAACUGUAAUAAGCAAAAAUAAUUAUCCGUUAAAGUUGAAAAGAUGUAUUUAAGUAGUUACGAGACUUUAUAAGAGAAUUCAUGAAAUCUUUUAGUAAAAAAGUCAAUGUGAUAAUCGGAACAAGUAAGAAUCAAAAGAGAUGGAUAGUAACACUUCAGCAAAUGUUUUGGAAGGAAUAAUAUGAAUCAAAGUUCAAUUAUAUAUCAGUAUAAGGUUGUGGAGACUAUUAAGUUAUUGAUUGAUAUCAUGAACUGGUUGGUGUUAGAUCACCAUUGAAAACUUGGUGGCACUGGAUAGCCGUUUCGUCCUAUCGUGGAACUCCUCAGAAGUGCUCAUCCACGAUCCCGCUCGCGGGAUUUGGACCCAGAGGGCCUUCAGUCUCGCGUGCGAGCGCUUAACGUACUAGACCACUGAGCCAGCAUCCAACGGUGUUAAUGUCUAACCUCACCCACUCCACGAAAUCGUGCGACAAUCUUCUAUUGUACUGAGGUAGAUACCUGUCUUUACCCGACACGGAUUUGCUCCACUGCUCGUAGCUUCUCAUUAGAACUCCGAGAAUUCCCUCACGAAGCUAGUCACUAUUGAGCACAUGGUGAUUAUCAGUAUAGGAUUGUGGAUAUUAUUCAAUUCAAUUAUAUAAUCUACUCUCAUAUCAAUGAGAGGGUCGCACUCCUACAAUUGAAGAACAUAUGGAACUCAAAACAACUUUCAACUAAUAUCAAAGUGAGAAUCUUCAAUACGAACGUCAAGGCAGUUCUACUGUAUGGAGCUGAAACUUGGAGAACUACAACAACCACCAUCAAGAAGGUACAAAUAUUUAUAAAUAGCUGUCUACGCAAGAUACUCAACAUCCAUUGACCGGAUACCAUCAGCAACAGCCUUUCGUAGGAGAGAACAAACCAGCUUCCAGCUGAAGAAGAAAUUAGGAAAAAACUAUGGAAAUGGAUAGGACAUACAUUACGCAAAUCAUCAAACUGCAUCACGAGGCAAGCUCUAACUUGGAAUCCUGAAGGGAAGUGGAAAAGAGGAAGGCUAAAGAGCACGUUACGUUGGGAAAUAGAAUCAGAUAUGAAAAGGAUGAAUAACAACUGGAAAGAUCUGGAAAGGAUUGCCCAACAUAGCGUUGGAUGGAAAGUGCUGGUGGGCAGCCCAUGUUCCUUCACGAGGAGUAACAGGCUUAAGUAAGUAAGUAAGUAACUCUCAUAUCAAUAACUCGUAUAUAUUUACAUUUUAAAAUAUACUUCUGUUUCUUUUUUUCUUAAAGGAUAUUGAUACAGCUUCAACAAGAACAGGGAUAGCUCUUUUAUUAUCAGGUGGUACAUUUCUUUAUGUAGCAGCUACACAUAUUCUACCAGAAUUAAUCAAUUCAUCAAAUACUAGUAAUAUUAUUGAGUUAAAUACUAUCAAUGAUACUACAAAUAUUAACAAACAAAUAAGAAAUCCUAAUUUAUAUUUAUUCAAUGAAUCAUUAAACAAUACACCAGGACAUCAUGCAUUAUACACCGUAGAUAAUAGUCAUGAAUCAAUUAUUAUGUAUAAUUAUCCAAAAUCAAAUAAUGAUUAUAUGAAUCCUAUCUCACAUGUUCAUCGAUUAAGUAUCAUUGAAGUGAUUGUAUUAAUUACUGGUACAAUAAUACCAAUUCUAUUCUCUGCGAAUCAUUCUCAUUAAUGUAAGAAUGAAUGAUACUACUAAUAAUAACCUUCCAGUUUAUCAAAAAUCAAUUCAUCCAUCUAUUCAUAGUUGACUGAUUGAUUGAUUGAUUUGUAGUUAAGUUAAUUUCUCAUUCUUAUUGAUAGAAAAGAAGAAAGAGAAAAUCAUUCUGCAGGGAUUUUUUGAAUUUUUGUGAUCCUUUUCUGUAAAUCAUCAUAUUAUUUAUGUAAGUUGUUUGGGUUUCCCCCCAUUUCAAUACUGUGAUAUAAAUAUGUAUGUAUGUAUACAUGCACACACACACCAACUACAUACUGUUCUUAGUAGUUUCUCUUUUCUAAAGGAGUAGUAUAGUCAAUUAAUGUAUAUUAAUAAUUUUAUUUUGUAUAUGGAUAGAUUACAAUCAGCUCUCUUGUUUGUCUAUGGAUUAUUGUAUCUUAUUUCUGAUGCAUCAUUAAGGUUUUUGAAUAUUUCUCAAAUAAUAAUAAGAAGAAUGAUAAAUCUCGAUUAUCUUGUUUUUCUUUAUUUGGAAAAAGUGCAUAUUUAAAUUAUUCUGUUGAUUUUAAUGAAACAGGUUAAUUACCUAUAGUCAGAAAACUGUCUCCAAUUAUUAUUAACAGAUGUGUGUUGUGAGUUAUAUUUGUUGUCAAGGAAGUACAUUUCUUCAAUAUUUGAUAAUUAGGGAGCUAGCCCGAUCGUUGCUGCUACCUUGACGUGGUGGUCAGGUUUGCCUAUCGUGAUGAACCAAUCGAACUAUACACCUCGCUUUAUCCUACGGAUAUCCGUCUCAGGCGGUAAGGUCUCAACAAGUACGGAGCUAACACGAAGAUUACAAAAUGGUCGUGUGUGACCGACCCGAAGCAGUUGUUUUUUGGGCACUGUAGUCACACUCUCAGGUCACUAAGACCACCUCUAACUCAGUCUGUUUUCAGGUACCUACAGAAGAACUCUUCCACGCUGUUGUCAACCGAGAAGUGAUAACUGCCCUCAUACCUCUAACAGCAUUCAAUAUCACUGUAUUCAUAGGAUGCUAGCAUAAAAACCCAUCUAUCAAAAAAUCGAUGUUAAUUUCCCACAAAAAGACAGAUAAAAUCUAAAACUUAUAUAUCAAUUCUUGGGAAACUCGGCUUAAUUUCUUUGGAGAGUAUCAAUCAGUCAUUUUACGACAAACUUAUAUAGUUCUAUUAGUCACAUGUUUUUAAACUCAUUAAUACGACGUUUAAGGAUAUUUUCUAAUUCAGAUCCUCAUCAGGCUACACUCUAAUAUACACGGUAGUAUUUACAUGAAUAUAUGAGAAACAUUCUGGUAUGAUCAUGUGAGUUGUGGAUCUGAAUAGUGGAAAUUAACGUAUUUUCAGAUGUAAGAUAAGAUUUUGUUGGUCCAUCGGUCUUGCAAUAAAAAUACGGUAAGGUUUUAAAAUGAGUUAUUUUUAGUGACUGUUAUGGCUUUAGGUUGCUGUCGAUUUUUACCCUGUGCUAAUUGUUGUCCUUGACUGGAAGAGAUUAGAGAACAGCGUAUUUAUCGAUCGAUCCAAUGACACGUAAACACACACGGACGGCCUAGAGUCUCGAUUGGUCCCACUUCCCUGUCUAGCUCAGUUAGUUGAGUCCAGAAUACAAGUCACAACCUCUGAGAUAUGAAUCAUUAUAUUUCAAACAUACUUUGUUUAUAUACCAAUCAAGCAUACCACAUCGUACCAUAAAAACAGAAAACAACAUUUUGUACAAUAUUCAACAAGUGAACAGAUAUCGACCAAUAGAAAAUGUCCAUCUAAAGUCCAAGGACACCAUUGGACUUAACAUGAUAAUUAUUGGUCUAUUCCUCCGCAUCCACAACAGUGACAAAAAACGAAAAGGUUUAGUGAAAGUAAAUUCUAUGGGAGCGUUACAAAUAAUUACAGUGAAGUCUAUUUCGGUGUUGACUUCACAACAGAGCACGAAAGAAGUGAUAAGUUACAUUCUUUGAAUCUAGAUAUCUCUCAAUGAUGUCAUAGAAUCCGCCAAAUAUAUAGGAAAUGAGUAUGGAUUAUUCAAUGCCUGGAUAUUUAUAGCUUUUAUCCCAUAGGUUAAGAAAAUCCCUCAAGAUACACGUUAAUCAAAUUUGUUAUUCUGUGUUAUUUGUAUGUGAUAUGUGGGCGGGUUUUUGGUGUGGAAAUAUAUUUACGUUGUGGUCAGGCCAAUUACGUGUUCUUGAUUUGAGUUGUGUUGAUGUCCUGUAGAAUAGACACUAGGAGGGAAUCUAGUGUAGAUAUUCCCCUAAGGUAAAUUAACGUCCCAUAUGUGUAAACCUGAAAACCCAACGGUUAUAACACUAAGCAAAGUAAAACCGUGCGUUAUAACAUUAUGAAAUAAAGAUUUUUUAUACUUGAUGACUGCCUGAUUUUGAAUUCCAAAUACAAUAUGUUUGUUCGGGCUCAUUUAGUUCUUCUUGGUCGAAAUAGCGUUGUUUCUGGGGUUCCUAGUUUGUUUGGCAAUUCGAUAACUUCUAAUCGCUAAAUUGGUGUCACGAUAGAGCCUCUGAUGGAUUAAUUGGACAUACUUUCAGGAUUUGAUUCUUUUAUGGAUUAUAUGGAAAAGUUCGAAAUUUGAACUAUGGCUAAGGAAGAUGUUGAGGAUACUCAUAUUGUGUCUCAUUUCCUUACGUUCAUCGGAAAAAAAGCCCACAGUUCAUUAGAAACUUUUUCAUUUCCAGAAGAGCCUAUUUAGCUUCUUUAUGCAACUCCCAAAGGAACUGUGGUUGUAUUGGUCCUAACCGCUUAAUCCACAAUGCUGAACAUGAGGUAAAUGGAUAUUCAACGAUUAACACAAAAGAAGUCAACAAUGGGGAAGGCGGGAAGAAUUAAUUAAUUCAGUCGGAUGGCAUUACUCGGCCUCGCAAAUAUGGUCACCCUGUAUAACCUGUCUUUAUUCACCUUAAAUAUAAUGUUAACC